Messenger RNA from Daphnia magna, 2385 nucleotides. It is a transcript of the gene Pitslre, whose product is annotated as cyclin-dependent kinase 11B. The coding region runs from base 237 to 2324 and encodes 695 amino acids. The transcript is spliced from 8 exons. Gene Ontology annotation, biological process: regulation of mitotic cell cycle; protein phosphorylation. Gene Ontology annotation, cellular component: nucleus. Lineage: Eukaryota; Metazoa; Arthropoda; Branchiopoda; Diplostraca; Daphniidae. The record is from RefSeq and is a predicted model, not a curated record. Gene Ontology annotation, molecular function: ATP binding; cyclin-dependent protein serine/threonine kinase activity.
GUAUACAGACCGCUUUUCAGUUUUCAGAUUGUGUUGAUGCUGGUAGUUAACUCGUUCUUGCAUUUAAAUUAGCCUAUCAAAUAGAAAUCAAAUCAUUAUAUUAACGGUUUUGUUUUCACUUGCGAGGGGAAGUAUUGUCUGUUUUAGUGCUGAACCCAUUCCUUUCUCUCUCGAUUUUCUGUGAACCAGAAAAUAACAAUUGUUACAUUUGUUCAUUGAAAUCUGCCGUUACUGUGAUGUCUCGUAAUGUUACAAAUGACCAGCGUUACAGCGAAGGUGAAUUAUCUGAUAGUCCAGAUUUCCAAACAGUAAAAGAAGGUGAUGAAUAUGAAUCAAGUUUGUCACUAUCUGAAGAAGAACAAAAUUGUGAUACACUUGCAAUCAAGCCACCUCAACCUCAGGCUGACUACUCUGGAGAGGAUAGGGCAAGAAAACGUAAAGAGCUGAGCUCUAGUUACCACCAAAUUACCGGUCAUCAUAGUUCAAGUAGAGCCAUUAAAAGCAAAACAAAAGAGUCAAAAAAGGAUGUUCACAGAAUGGAAGGAAAAGAAAGACAUGAUUCAAAAUAUGAAGACAGACGUGUUAAAGAUACUAGAAAGGAAGAUCUCAGAGAAAGACUUGAAAGAGACAGGAGAUCCAGAAAGAGCAAAGAUCCUGAAGUGCAUUAUGAAAGUAGAUAUUCUGAAGGAAAAAGACAACACGACAUGCGAGGAGCAAGAAAAAGUGACUCAAGAUUAAGCAAGCCUGACAGCAAUGAAUUUGAUGUAGCAAAAAUUGAUAUUGAAGAGCACAUUAGCCAUAAAGAAAUAAAGAAAAGAAAAAAACAAAUGGAUCGCAAUGUUGUACUUAGCAGUCCAGAAGAUGUGCAGGUAGAAGCUGAGACCAGGACAGUUAACAAAGAAAAUUUGCGUGCUUCCAAAGCCUCUGAAGAUAGCUGCGAUGAAGAUAUCAUCUCAUCAGGAAGUAGUUCUUCAAGAUCUUCUACUAUUCACGAAGAAGCUUUUGCUGUUCUGCAAGGAAGUACAACUCCUACAAGUCCCAACUUGUCACGUGGAGAUCGUGAACUCUAUAAAGAACCUGAGCAAAAACGCAAAAAGAACGAAUCCGGUUCAGUUGAAGAACUGAAUAGUGUGGAAAUAACACACACAUCAUUAGAUACCAUGGAAAAUAAAGAAGAGCUUCCGCCUUACUUACCGGCUAUUAUGGGAUGUCGCAGCGUUGGUGAAUUUCAAUGCCUCAAUAAGAUUGAAGAGGGCACCUAUGGAGUAGUUUACAGGGCUCAAGAUAAAAGAACCGAUGAAAUUGUUGCUUUAAAACGCCUUAAAAUGGAACGCGAAAAGGAAGGUUUUCCUAUAACGUCUUUACGUGAAGUCAGCACUUUACUAAAGGCGCAACAUGAAAAUAUUGUUACCGUUCGCGAAAUUGUGGUAGGAAGCAAUAUGGACAGUAUUUUUAUGGUGAUGGACUAUGUAGAACAUGACCUAAAAUCACUAAUGGAAGUGUUAAAAUCCAAGAAACAAUCUUUCUUACCUGGUGAGGUCAAAUGUUUACUCCAACAAUUAUUGCGUGCUGUGGCUCACCUUCAUGACAAUUGGAUUUUGCAUCGAGAUUUAAAAACAUCAAAUAUUCUUUUGAGUCAUUCGGGAAUCCUUAAAGUAGGAGAUUUUGGCCUUGCUCGAGAGUAUGGUUCACCUCUGAAGGCGUAUACGUCGAUUGUUGUAACAUUGUGGUAUCGGGCACCGGAGCUGCUACUUGGAAUCAAGGAAUACUCAACUCCUAUCGACGUUUGGUCUGUUGGGUGCAUUUUCGGAGAACUUCUUACUCUUGAUGCCAUUUUUCAAGGGAAAUUUGAAGCCGAUCAGAUAAAUAAAAUAUUCAAGGAGCUAGGAACUCCGAACGACAGCAUUUGGCCGGGGUACAGUGAAUUGCCUUUUGUUAAAAAGGCAUCAUUCGCAAAUAAUCCUGUUAGCAAUUUACGCAAAAGAUUUUCAUCGCGGCUAAGCGAACUGGGAGUGGACUUAAUGCAAAAAUUUUUGACGUACGAUCCUGCAAAGCGCAUUUCUGCUGAAGAAGCGUUGAACCAUACCUAUUUGAAAGAGCCUCCUUUUCCUAUACACCCAUCCAUGCUCCCAACUUGGCCUGCAAAAAGUGAGUCGAAUGGAGCCCGUAAAGCACAGAGUCCAAAACCUCCAUCAGGUGGUCGAGCAUACAAACAAUUGAAUGAAGAAGUAGACGUCGACGCCAACACAGGGUUUCACAUGGGUGCCGCACACGUUGAUCGCAGAGCUAACCUUCUAGGUCCAGGAUUUAGCCUGAAAUUCUAAUCGUUUUAUCACAUCAUUAUGACGUUGUAAGAAAAAUAAAAUCCCGUGUUUUUUCUCGUAA